This is a messenger RNA of Solea solea (common sole), 2724 nucleotides long. RefSeq lists its product as uncharacterized. Bases 125 to 2383 code for a protein of 752 amino acids. The record is from RefSeq and is a predicted model, not a curated record. Lineage: Eukaryota; Metazoa; Chordata; Actinopteri; Pleuronectiformes; Soleidae. Gene Ontology annotation, biological process: inner mitochondrial membrane organization. The transcript is spliced from 9 exons. Gene Ontology annotation, cellular component: mitochondrion; MICOS complex.
ACGGUAGGGGGCGUUGACGUAGCUGUUUGCACUCGCUUACUCUGGAUCUCAGAUCCACGUUGGAUCAAAUAAUAGCUGCGAUCAAUCAGUGCCGAUAGUGAGUUUGCAGCCUCUGUGGGUGAGGAUGGGUGGAAACAGUCCGAGUCACCUCACCCAUGAGGAGGGUGGAGUAACUUUUGUGAAGGGCAUUCGGCUGUCAGACAAAGUCAUCCACCGGAUGAAAGAAACUUCACCUGUCGGUCGUCCUCGGUCCUCACAACAGCAAGGUCCUCCUCCACACUCGCCUGAAACACAAACACCCACUCCACUGUCCACACCAUCUGCUGAUAAUGUGACACAUCCUCCUGCUCCUCCUCUGGAAGCCCCAUCUAUACCUCCAUCAGCAGAACCCGCUCCCCCACCUAUAAAGCUAGUGCCUCCUCCUCCUCCUGUGAAGUUUCACUCUCUACCUCCAACUUCUGUUGAACCUAUAGCAAUGCUGCCACCUCCUCCACCACCUGCAGAGACCAAAACUAUACCUCUGACUGACCCUGUUGUCCCAGCCACACCUCCUCCCCCACCACCUGUUGCACCAGAUGUUAAUGCAAACGUUGAGCCUGUCUCUCCUCCACCACCUACUCCUUUAUUGGAGCCAGUAGUUCUACCUCCUCCUGAAGCCUUCAUACCUCCUCUCAUAGAACCAGGGAGUCCACCUGUUCCAGAAAAAGCCAUUGAUUCACUUGUGCUUCCUCCACCUGUUAAGUCAUCCACAGCAGCUGCAGCUCCAUGUGAACCUUCAGCUCUGCCUCCUCUCUCUGAACCUGUAAAGCCAGCUCCUCCGCCUACUGAACCUACUGUUGCAGCUCCAGUCCUUGAACUCCUUGAAACCCUUGUUCCAUCGAGCCCACCAGUGGAAGUGGUUCAAGCCCCUCUUAGUCUUGAAAUCCCAGAGUCACUUGUGCUUCCACCGCCUGUUGAGUCAUCCACAGCCGCUGCAGCUCCAUGUGAACCUUCAGCUUCACCUCCUCUCUCUGAAACUGUAACGUCAGCUCCUACUCCUACUGAACCUCCUGUUGCAGCUCCAGUCCUUGAACUACUUGAAAACAUCGUUCCAUCGAGCCCACCAGUGGAAGUGGUUCAAGCCCCUCUUAGUCUUGAAAUCCCAGAGUCACUUGUGCUUCCACCGCCUGUUGAGUCAUCCACAGCCGCUGCAGCUCCAUGUGAACCUUCAGCUUCACCUCCUCUCUCUGAAACUGUAACGUCAGCUCCUACUCCUACUGAACCUCCUGUUGCAGCUCCAGUCCUUGAACUACUUGAAAACAUCGUUCCAUCGAGCCCACCAGUGGAAGUAGUUCAAGCCUCACUUAGUCUUGAAAUCACACCUCCUGAACCAGCAAUCCCACCCUGUCCGGUUGAUUCCACUCCAGCUUUAGUUCCAUCUGCUCCAGCUGACAUAGUGACUCCGGCUGAAGAAGUGGCUCCAGUUGUUCAUCCACCACCUCUGUGUGAACUUGUUCCACCUCCUCCUCCUCCUCCAGAGCCAGUAGCAGCUCCUGCUCCAGAGCUUACCUUUGAAGAGCCCCACCCACCGUGUCACUGUGUGGAGUUGGCCAUUGUAGCUGCAGAUGCACCUGUCAGUGAACAUCUCGUUCAGUCUCCAGCACCACCUCCAUCAGAAACAGUAACAGCUCCUGAGGAGUCCACCCCCAUCCCAUCUCUACCUCAGGUUGUAGAGGAUGAAGUACCUGCUGUUACCCCAGUGCCUCCACCUGCACAAGCUGCACCGGUUUCACCUGAAGUGGUGGAGGAAGACAUUAGGCAGCAGGUCAAAGAGGAGAUGCAGAGGAGUCUGGAAGAGGAGGUCAACAAGAGGAGGCAGGAGCUGCAGCAACAGCUGGAGGAGAUGAGGGCUCAGGCUCGGGCAGAGGCCAUAGCUGCGGCUCAGGCUCAGGUCGAGGAGCAGGUGAAGAGGACACUGGAGGUCGAGAAGGCGGCGAACAUGGAGAACCUGGUGGACGCCCUCGUGAAGGAACGAAUGAAGACGGACGACAAGCAUCUCAUGGCGCAGCUUUAUUGGAUGGAGCUGAAGGCCCAGCAGCUGGAGCAGAGGGAGAGCGAGUUAAAGAAACGAAAUACUCUCUACAAGGAACACGUUGCAAAACUUGAAGCAAAGUGUGCCGAGUUUUACAAAGUUACUGCUGAGAGUUUCCAGAAGGGCAAAGAGGAGACACACAACCGCUUUGCCCGGUUCAAUAUCCAGCCAGUUUGUGGAGACCUGCAGAGUCAGAUUUUAAAAUGCUACAAAGACAACGCAGGAAAGACUCUGUCCUGCUCCAGCAUUGCCUCGGCCUACAUGCAGUGUGUAGACAACGCCAAAAAGAAUAAAGUGAGCACUGGAGGUUAAUAUGAACCACUCGAUGAAGACGCCUGUGCGUCUUCAAGUCGACAAACACAUGCAGUUUAGUUUUAAGUCACGUCUUCAGUCGUGAAUGACAACACUAUGACGUUUGUCGCAGAUGUUUUGACACCCGUGUGAAUCUUUGUGAAAGGAUACAUUACCGUACUGAAUCGGUGCAGUAUCUCUGCCUUAAAGUGUCGAAAGCUGUAACGAGUGUAAGAACUGUUGAAGGAGCAGAUUUGGACAUGACAUACGUUAGUAUUUUAUUUCAGGGAAUUUUUACCUUCAACUAUUGGUGAGUGCACAAAAUAUGAAUGGGUGUCAAUAAACUGGUUUGUUCUAUCACA